This is a messenger RNA of Rubroshorea leprosula, 1609 nucleotides long. The record is from the annotation of a GenBank genome assembly. Lineage: Eukaryota; Viridiplantae; Streptophyta; Magnoliopsida; Malvales; Dipterocarpaceae.
AUGCAUUUAUUGUGCUUUCUCUCUCUCUUUGCUCAUCCUUCCUCCCAUCUUCCUCUCUACUGAUGACACUGUUGAGUUCACUGCUGAAUUUCUACACAUUGUCCCUCUGAGAUCCAAUACUAACCCCCCCUUCUCAUUGACCCAAACAUCCCGUGUAUUGUUCAUCACAUUUCCCGUCUUUUUCAGGGUCUUAAACCAGAGCUGAGGAUUUUCUUUUUACAGUACAAAUUAAGGUGAGGAUGAGUUGAUUCUGGGGCACACGCAGUAAGCAUCAUGUUGAUUUUAGUUGAUGAAUGAUGGAUUUUGGGAGUUUCGUCUGAUUGGAGGUGUUUGUGUUGAUAAAAAUUGGGUCUUGGGUGGAAUUUUUGUUGAGGAGAUGUUGGGGCACGAACUUUGCUCUUCUCGGGUUCUCUUGCCUUUCCGGGAGGAAAGUGGUGAUGAGGAGCUUUCAGUUCUUCCCAGGCACACCAAAGUUGUUGUCACUGGGAACAACAGAACAAAGUCUGUGCUGGUGGGCUUGCAAGGCGUGGUCAAGAAGGCUGUUGGCCUUGGUGGUUGGCAUUGGCUCGUAAAAAUCCUCCUUUUCUUCAGAAUCAUCAAUCAUCCUUUUUUGAUCUUUUGAAAUCAUUUCUUAGGAAUUCCACCUUAAUCAUUGAGAAUCUUGUUACAUGAAUAAUAAUUUUGUCCAAGUUAAUUAGUCAAAUCACUGAUUCAUUGAUAAUGGUCUAUUCUAUUGUGUAUCACAAGGUUCUGAAGAAUGGAGCUGAAGUUAAGCUGCAAAGGAAUGCAUUGAGUGUGCUGGAACAUCCCACCGGGAAUGAAAUAGACAAGGAUCAUGACUUUGAUAACUCAAGCAGUGGAUCUGAACUUGGCAAAAAGGAUCAGGAUUUUUCUAGUAGUAUUGAAUUCCACAGACCUAGCAAGCCAAGAGUUCGGCAAACGAGGCCAUCAGUUCCAUCUGCAUCAGUAAAACCAAUGAAUCGCAGCAAUUACAGAGAUGUCCAAUCCAUUAUUCAUGCACCCCAACUGAAGGUAAACUUGGCAAGAUUAGACACGGACGCAUGCUGGAGAUAUUGCAGACACUUUCACAUUGGCGGUAUCAAAUCCGAUUCAUCAAGGGAACAACUAAUCAACACCGUGCAGCGGCACUUUGCCACACAGCCACCAUUGAACGAGGGACAAGUGAUUUCAGAAUUCAUUGGUGCUGCCAAGAGACAUAAAAGGGUUGACACACGCUUGGAGUGAUGAUCUCUUGAGGUUCAACACCAUGUACAAGUAGAUACGUAGUAAGCUCUAACCUUUAGAUAAGAUCUAAUUACAGACUAAUUGAGAAGGGUGGUUGAUUGACGAACUCCGAUCUCUUCCCCAGAUCCUAACAUUGUAAUAUAUAACCGGUAUAUAUAUAUAUAUAUAUCCUUAUUAGAUGCCUAACUUGUCACUACUAUAUCUAUACCAUCCCAUAAUUCAUCCACGGAACUCUCCAUUUCGUUUAAAUGUUUUGAAUUUUCUGAGAUGCUUUCAUUAUAAGAUGUUUAUGGAUGGAUAGAAAACAUGGUGGCAUUUGGUGUUACAGGGAUAUGUGCAACAGUAAUAAUGUGCAUUUUGGUAC